UGUUUUCGUGGGCGAAAACAGAUGGCUGGAUGGUCCCAUGAGCUUGUAUGGAUUCGCCAAGUUCGAGUAAAUCUCCAACACCAACUCGAGGACGUCACUUCACGAAAGCAAAUCAGGAUUCUGAUUUGUGCGCCACGGUCGAUAUCCCGAAAAUCCACCCAAGUCAAAUCGACGAUCUCAAUAGCACAAAGCUUGGCGAAGGGACAUUCGGUCACGUAAUCAAAUGUCGGUUCCGCCGUACACCUGACUCACCAUGGGAAAACAUAGCCAUAAAGUACGGCACGGAUCCAUCUCACCGGGAGAAUCUCAUUCGAGAAGCAAAAGUCAUACUGACUCACGUGGAUCACCCAAACUGCAUAAGAAUCUUCGGGUUCUACGAUUGUCCAAAAAAUGGUACGGGUGUUGCUAUGGAGCUGAUGGACUGCAAUCUAGCUUUUUUGAUCUCGAAGCAGUCUAUCAAGUACGAGAUUGAUCACGCAGUUUCGUGGCUAUAUCAACUAUCAGAUGCAAUGAAUUAUUUUCAUAGUAGGAAUCAAGUCCAUAGAGAUCUAAAAUUACAGAACCUUCUACUUUGCAAUCGCUAUCGUACCCUGAAAGUUUGCGAUUUUGGCACCUACACUACUUUACAUGACUCGAUGACUCUGAACAGAGGCACACCAAUUACAAUGGCUCCUGAGAUUAUCCGUGGUUCUAAACAAUACACUGCAAAAUGUGACAUAUAUAGUUUUGGUAUAAUUAUGUGGCAGAUUAUUGCGAGACGCGAUUCCCCUUAUCAGGCUUCUCAAGCAUAUGUAAUCUACUGGAACAUUGUAUCGAGUAAUUUGCGGCCACCGGAGCUUACGUGCAAUCCCCUACUUUCACGAUUUUACAAAAGGUGCUGGGAUGAUGAUCCAGAAGUACGCCCUACCAGUGAGCAAGUGAUGCACUAUUUGGCCAUUCUAAAAAUAGCUUUUCCAAAUGGUGACGAUGCUCUUAUUGAUACUAGUACAAAUGAACCCGCAAUCACUCCUCAACCAAAAUCGGCUACUCCGUGCUAUCCACGACAUCGACGAGUUUGCUCAGAUCAGUCAACCUUAAUUCGUGUUAAUCAAAGCCCUGCAUCUCCAGCAGAAUUAGCUCCACCUGCAGGCGUCAGAAAUAUCCGGUCGAAUUCGGCGUUCACGUAUAUACAGAACGCAUCCAGUGAGGUUCUAUACCCUCCUCGAUUCGAUACACCUCCUAGUGACAUGCCGGCAAAUGUACUUGAUUACAUUGAUCAUUCAUUCAAGCCUCCCGACCCAGUUAUUGGUGAUGAAGCGUCAGAACAAAUAUACAAUGAGCAUAUCGCUGCAUGUCACGAGCUUUAUGAUCAUGAUCUGAGUCUGCAACGAGCUCUUGCAGAUAAGCAUAACGCCAUAGUAAAUCUGGCUCAUAUGGAAGCUUAUCGGAAUCUGUUGGAGAGAAAGAGGCAACUUGAACAACUCAGGGAUGACGUUCUCAAAAAGAUUCAGCAACAAUCUUGAGCAGCGAAUAGAUGACUGUUACAAAUCGACUUGCCUCUUGUCUGCUCAUUUGCAUGUAUAGUCUAAAAUAUGUAUACUUAACCUACUACGUGUCUGCCAAAUGUAUUUAUAGUGGGUAGUGUUGUUGAUUCGAUGAUUCGAGUGCUAAUGGUAAGGUACUAAGCUUUGUGUCACAUUACGGAUUGUAUAAUUUGACAUGCAAUAAACAAUAGAGGGUAUUA
Molecule: messenger RNA, 1723 nt
Organism: Cylicocyclus nassatus
Lineage: Eukaryota; Metazoa; Nematoda; Chromadorea; Rhabditida; Strongylidae
Source: the annotation of a GenBank genome assembly